Molecule: messenger RNA, 843 nt
Organism: Hippopotamus amphibius kiboko
Lineage: Eukaryota; Metazoa; Chordata; Mammalia; Artiodactyla; Hippopotamidae
Gene: OLIG1
Product: oligodendrocyte transcription factor 1
Exons: 1
Coding region: 28-843 (271 amino acids)
Molecular function (GO): protein dimerization activity
Source: RefSeq, a predicted model, not a curated record
GCCUCGGCCGCCCCCACACUCCCCCAGAUGUAUUAUGCGGUUUCCCAGGCGCGCGUGAACGCGGCCCCAGCGACCAUGCUGCGGCCACAGCGGCCCGGAGAAGUGCAGCUCGGAGCCUCCCUGUAUGAGCUGGUGGGCUACCGGCAGCCGCCCUCUUCCUCCUCCUCUUCUUCCACUUCCUCCUCCUCCUCCACGACGGCCCCCCUCCUCCCCAAGGCGGCGCGCGAGAAGCCGGAGGCGCCUGCUGAGCCUCAGGGCACGGGAUCCGGGCCGGGCGCGCACGCGGGCGGCGGCUCCCGGGCGGACGCCAAAGAGGAGCAGCAACAGCAGCUGCGGCGCAAGAUCAACAGCCGAGAGCGGAAGCGCAUGCAGGACCUGAACCUGGCCAUGGACGCGCUGCGCGAGGUCAUCCUGCCCUACUCGGCGGCGCACUGUCAGGGCGCGCCGGGCCGCAAGCUCUCCAAGAUCGCCACGCUGCUGCUCGCCCGCAACUACAUCCUGCUGCUGGGCAGCUCGCUGCAGGAGCUGCGCCGCGCGCUCGGCGAGGGCGCGGGGCCCGCCGCGCCGCGCCUGCUGUUGGCCGGCCUGCCUCUGCUCGCCGCCGCGCCCGGCUCCGUGCUGCUGGCGCCCGGCGCCGUGGGGCCGCCCGACGCGCUGCGCCCGGCCAAGUACCUGUCGCUGGCGCUCGAUGAGCCGCCGUGCGGCCAGUUCGCGCUCCCCGGCGGCGGCCCGGGCGGCGGCGCGGGCAGCCCCGGCCUCUGCACCUGCGCGGUCUGCAAGUUCCCGCACCUGGUCCCGGCAGGCCUGGGCCUGGCCGCGGUGCAGGCGCAGUUCUCCAAGUGA